AUGGAGGCCACCGGCGGCGGCGGCGACGCGGCGGCGGAAGGGAGGAGAGGGGAAGGAGGGGCCGCGAGGUGGGCGGUGGGCGCGGUGUGCGGCGGGCUGGUGUACUACCACUGCGCGGUGCGGCGGGCCAGCGCGGUGUCGCUCGCCGCUGACGUGCUCCUCGUCCUCCUCUGCUCGCUCUCCAUCCUCGGCCUCCUCUUCCGCCACCUCCACAUCUCGGUGCCCGUGGAUCCUCUUGAAUGGCAGAUUUCUCAAGAGAUGGCAAAUAGUAUAGUUGCAUCCUUGGCUAACACAAUUGGGGCCGCCGAAUCUGUAUUGAGGGUGGCUGCAACUGGACAUGAUAAGAAGCUCUUUUUCAAGGUGGUUUUUACUUUGUAUUUUCUAGCAGCUUUGGGAAGGGUGGUAUCAGGUGCUGCAGUUGCUUAUGCUGCGCUCUGCGUCUUCUGCCUCUACAUGUUUGCGCAAAGCACUGAUCUGUUUGAUCAGCUCCCUUCUUGGAUUCCUGUAGGAAGAGAUUCGCUCGGCGGCACUCAGGAUUCAACAUGAUUCCCAUAUGUACAUCUAUUAUGAGUUUUAGUGUGUGGGUUUAUGUAACUCUGCAGGUCCAUAGCUUCUUGAACUGUAUAGCAUCCAUUUGCUUCUUUCACGGUUCACUUCUGUAUUACUGUUGUGCCUACUCUCCUGUAACUGCAGCAUCACCCCUGUAUAUCAUAUGCUAAUGCUGUUGCUAGCAACUCUAAGCAAAAUAUCAUUUUGCAGUUUCUUUCCUGUUAUAUGGAUCUAACUUGCUGGACAUGAGACACCUGAUGCAUGU
Molecule: messenger RNA, 814 nt
Organism: Oryza brachyantha (malo sina)
Lineage: Eukaryota; Viridiplantae; Streptophyta; Magnoliopsida; Poales; Poaceae
Product: reticulon-like protein B23
Exons: 4
Coding region: 1-546 (181 amino acids)
Source: RefSeq, a predicted model, not a curated record